Messenger RNA from Marchantia polymorpha subsp. ruderalis, 3515 nucleotides. The record is from the annotation of a GenBank genome assembly. NCBI's taxonomy places the organism in Eukaryota, Viridiplantae, Streptophyta, Marchantiopsida, Marchantiales, Marchantiaceae.
UCGUCGAGGGCCAGAGAGAGAGAGAGAGAGAGGGAGAGGGCGAGCUGGUUACAGACCUCUCCUGCGUGCUGCAACGCGGGGCACAUCUGUUGCGUGGCUGUGGCGUCCUUGGCUGGCCGGCCACGGCAAUGCCAAAUGCCAAUUGCCCAGCUCUAGGCCGUCUACGUAAGUAGAGCAGAAGCAGUCGUAGCCUCCUGAGAUCGAUCAUGGUCUGCAUCCGGAACUGGCGUGGAAUGAGUGCAGUCUGUGCAGCUUGAGCUGCUGGAGUCGGUGCUCUCAGGAGCCGAGGCGCUCGAGUGAAGCGCAGCGCAGUGGAGUGGAGUGGAGUGGAGUGCGACUGAGUUGAGAAUUGCGCACGUCUGAGCUUGUUGCAGCUGCGAGCGGAUGAGCAGCGAGGCAGGCUGUAGGCUGUUUCGGACGUGAGUGUCAGAGUUCUUCGCAGAACGCGAGGCCCCGCGCGAGGCACGCAGGCUUCGGCCUAGGAAUGGGAUGCUGCAGCAGGCGAAUGCGCUGUGGUUGUGAUUGAGCGAGGCAGGCGAGUGAGGUCGAGCGAGGGAGGUCGGAGGUGGGGAGAAUUCGCGCGCCACAUCGAAUUUCGGGCGUGAAGGCCAUCUAUGCUCGCAAUGACGAAGGUGGGGAGCCCGUUGUUCGUGCUGGGCGCAGGAGCAGACGAGACGGACCUUCUGCAUCUGACCGAGAAGAGGGAGCCGCCAUCGCUGCUGGAGUACGCCGUGAGGAAGAAGGAGGUGCUGGCGGCGAAGAACGUGGUGGAGGAAGUGAGGCGGCGAGUGCUGCAUUUCCGCAGCGAGAGCAAGGCCGAGAAGGAGAAGGAGCGGCACGAGCGCGAGGAGGAGCUGAAGGUGGAGGAGAAGAGCAGGGCUGCCGCCUGGGCGUGGUACCAGCACGGGAACAGCGGAGGCCCGCCGAUGGGCGGCACGAAUUCGCUCAGCAGCCGAGGAUUGUUCGGCUGCAAUGUGCGCAAGGCUUCGCGCUUCAAAACCGAGGCCUUGAAGGUGGGCGGCAACCACAGCGGCCGCGUCGAGCCUCGUUGGGACUUCGAGACGUCGCUCUUCGAUCCUUACGAGCUGGACUCCGUCUCGAAGCAAAUCGAUCACGCAUUCCACGACACUCCCAAAUCCGCCGUGCACCCGGCCCUUCCUCCGUCGAAGAUCACCCGCAGCUGUAGCCUGCGCCUGUCGUUUCCGCGCUCGCUGUGUCGAUCGAUUUCCGACGUGGUGACUCAGGAGGAGAUGGCCUUGGGAGUGCGCAAGUGCGAGUGCAUCAAGGAGCGAAGCCGUCGCACGGGCCACGGCUGGAGCUUCCGCAGGAUUUCCAAGGCCUUCCAUGUGCUCAUGCAUGUGCCUGCCGGCGACGUCCAGCCUCACCACCACGACCAGCAGUUGCACCACCACGAACACCACCACCACCACCAUCAGCACGAGCACGAACAUCACCACCACCACCAUUACUCUGUCCGGCUCAAAGACGGAACGCACUACGGUAAAUCCUUCUCCAGCAUUGAACGUGUGAAAGCAACUGAUCCCUUUCCUAGCUACCCCAAAGCUCGGUGAAGCUCCAUCUUCUCGUGCGGAGUGGUCCUCACUUCCCAAUUGUUCAUAAUUCCUCCCGUGACUUCACAAUCCUCCACCACCCGCCACCCCCUCGUCACUUCUCCGUCCCUCGACCCCUCCAGUCCUCCCCGCCCCCCUCCCCCUUCAUUCAGCGCACUCGGAACAUUCGACGAGAGUCUGUCAGCAUGUUUGGCGUGCACUACUUCUUGCGGGAGAAAAUUCUCGAGUGUCCAGGGGAUUUGACUCUGAGUGGCGUGGAUUUCUCCCGAAUUGAAAGGUGGAUUGUGUAGUCGGUCGUGAUCCAUGCAUCUGGCGAGGGUUGGCUUGUUGCAAGGCACUAGCUCGAGACUUGUGUGUGCGGGUGGGGUGUUGGGUCCGUGGCGAGCUUUCCUACCGUCGAGUGGAUUGCAGUGUAGCAUAGUAUACUCCUGUAGUUAACCAGCCGUCCUGUCUAUAGAGACCUCCGGAGCUCGAAGGUUGCUUGCCACUGCGCGGAGUUGUGAAUGGUGGCUGUGUCGCUGAUGAGAUGUGCCUUGCAACUGGCGCUCGCGCUCGGCUCUAGCGCCAGAGCCAGGGCGGCGCAGGCCUGCCCCGAACGAAGAACCCUUCUCGUUAGCACUCUCCGACCAUCGACCAACGAUCCGUGCCUCUGCUCCGCUCCUCGGAGUUGUCCUUCCCUCCCAAUUUUAGCUGCCGCUCUCUUUCCAACCUACAGAAUCUCAUGAACACGCGUGGAUUAAAUUCGUAGCCCUUGCAUCGGAUUACGGCCUUCCGAUCCCUGGGAUCCUCGUCCGCGAAGAGCUUUGCAGCAGUCACGAUUCAAGCGAAGCUGCACCAGCCUUAAAUCAGUCCCUCUUCUCCGACUCGGUGUCCAGGGCUGUUAUUAUUUUAUUUCCUGAGGUGCGCCUUUGCGGCAACUGGGUUUGCCCCGUCCUGUCGCUGCUGCAAGCGAAGAUGAUCAAUAUACUGCGCUACUGUCUUGACCACGAAUUCUGCAGCAUUCUUACUUCAAAUUAAGCAAGCACAGCGUCCGAUCGACCUCUUCAAGGAGCGCAGAGUAGGUGGAGUUUUAGUGAGAGGAGAGAGCCGCCUCGUUGUCCAACCCGACACUCGGGAAAUUCGAAGUACACCAGAUCAUGAGGAGGUGGCGCAUGUCUAUAAACUAUGCUGCAGCAUCGGUCUGGCAACCAUCUUCGUAGCGGCUGCCCGACCGAGAAUGCAAGCCUCGAAUAGAAGAUUAACGUACACGACGAAGGGACCAUUCUCCCGAUCGACACUGGCAAGAACCGACGUGACCAAUCGCGGCGCAGAGCGAGAACUAAUUUGGCCCCGCAGAGAAAACUUACACGAGCUCUGCACGAUGUUGCCGAAUUGAGAAAUCGCAAGGUCAGCUUUUCCAGAGAGCGAGCGAGUGACUGAUUGGGUGUAAUAGUAAAGUAAAGUAAAGUAAAGUAAAGCCAAGCGCGACUCUCGUUCGAGGGAGGGUUACCCCGCUUACCUCAUCGAGUCGUGCUACAGACAUGGUCAUUCCUGUAGAGGACGUGAACUUCACUGGCUUGUGUCAUCGGAUUUUAUCUUUUUUGAGUUUCGGGAAAACGCGUCUCGAAAACCACAGCAAAUGCAGAAAAGCGAUGAGAAAUCGCAAUUGAGUCAGCUGGUUGAUAAGUAGAAGAAUCUUUGCCCCGCGGUGGGGAAUGAAGUAAGGUUGUAGCCGUGCCCGUCUUUUCCUCGGGAAAUUCAGCCACGUAGAAAGAGCAUGAGAAAGUAUAUGAUUCUAGCCAGAAUGUAAUGAAAGAGCUGUGGGGAGACUCUGUUGACUGGAUGCUUGCUCGCUCACUUGCGUGUGUGCUUGCUCGCCGGCUCGCAUCCUGUCAUCCGGCCCCGUUGUAGACGAUGAUUCAUCGCAAUGAGAAGUUCCACAAAUCACGAUGCACUUUGCGACUC